This is a messenger RNA of Priapulus caudatus, 2079 nucleotides long. Its product is annotated as lactadherin-like. NCBI's taxonomy places the organism in Eukaryota, Metazoa, Priapulida, Priapulimorpha, Priapulimorphida, Priapulidae. The transcript has 10 exons. Bases 1 to 1626 code for a protein of 541 amino acids. The record is from RefSeq and is a predicted model, not a curated record.
AUGAAGUGCACACGCGAUGAGAUCAAGUUUCGAGGGCAAACUUUAGUUAACUGGGUGCGACCGCGGCCCGUCAAUCCUUUCUUUAAUGCCCUGCAGAGCAAACGCCAAUUCGAUUCGCUAACGGUAGGAGUUAUCUGGACGUUGCUGGUGCCAUUGCUGGCGCUCCUGCCGGGUUACACGUAUUCCGGCACGUGUGACAGCUCUCUUGGAAUGACCACUGGCUACAUUAAAGAUUGGCAGAUAGCCGCCUCCUCAUCGUCUGCGUUAGAGCUUGACAAACAUUCUCGUGAGAAGUACGCACGGCCGUACCUGCCAAACGGCUUUGCGUGGUGUGCUGGCGGCAACGCCUCGUCAGAAUGGUUGCUCAUCGAUUUAGGUGUCAUGUCGAAGAUUACUGGUAUAGUGACACAAGGCAAAGGAGACAAAAAACGAUGGGUCACCAAAUACACGGUGUCGCACAGCCUAGAUGCAAUUCAGUGGAGAUACUGCAUGGAUGCAUAUGGGCAACAAAAGGUGUUUCACGGCAACACGGACUCGUUCUCGGCGCGUCAUCACUACUUGCAAGAAGCCAUGCUAGCGCGAUUCGUGAAGAUCCACGUGAAACAUUUUCACGUGCAUCCUUGCAUGCGCGUCGAGCUGAUGGGAUGUCGAGGACAGCAAGGCACAGCAGAGUUCUGUGGAGCGCAGACCGCGCCGAACCACGUGGCUGAAAGAAUGAUGAGGGCUUGGGAGGCAAUGCAUCUGAAUAAUGGCUUUCCUGGGCCAGCAUUUGGCAAGAUCAUUCGAGAUCAACAGGGUAAGCCGGAUGGCAAAACAACAAUGAAAGAAGACCUGACUGCCAUGCAUGACUGCACUAGAGAACAUAGCAAGUAUGCACGACCAAGGACAGUAACGCAGGACAAUCUAAUACACAUUUGUGGAAGUUUCUCUACGUUCGGUGGCAACUCGGACAAAUUCCUCGAGCGGCGACACUACAUAAAUGAGCCGUUCAUCGCUCGAUUUAUUCGUCUGCAUCCCAUGCAGUGGAUGCAUCACGUCAGCAUGCGCGCUGGCAUUAUCGGCUGCCCACACACGGGGGAAUGUGUGGGAAACUUUAUGCAAGUUACACAAGAUACUAACUGUGUAGAGAACCUGGCGCAGAAGCGACGUACGUGGUGUAAUGACAAGAGCAAGAAGUAUCGACGUGGUAGAAGGUUUGACAGGCUUGCGUUAGCUGUCGACGGUGUGCUAGACACGUCUCUGCACAUGUGCGCCGUGCUCGAUAACGCCUACGUGCAAUACCCACGCUUCAUGAUCGACCUCGGACGAAAACACACGGUUCACGGAAUCGUAAUCACUACAUGGCAAGGCAUGGGCCAAGAUGCCGAUCACAGAUUCAGCGACUACCUGCUCAAUUUAGAGAAGAUUGCCGUCUACGUGGAGACCCACCGCAAACUCACCAGGAUGCGUGACGAGCAAAGGUGUGCCGAAAUCAAUCGAACGAGUAACGCAGUGUUCGCGCCAAGACUGCUGCUCGAAUGCGGCACGCCCACGCGCGGCAGAUACGUGUACCUAGAAGGACACGGCACCACGAACCGAUGGAGCCUGAGAUUUUUCCUGGUCUUGUGUGAGAUCCAGGUGUACUGAUAUGCUCGUCCUUGCUCGCCUGAGAUAUUUUUAGUUUUAGUCGAGUAAAGGUUGAUAUUCAUUAGUUGUCCACUGACCGGUGAGAUACGCUUGAUCUUAGUCCGCGCUCUCCUUACUGUCUAUUUGUCGUUGGUGAUUUGUUAUAAAAAAAACAAAAUUGAGCUAAAAAAUGCGAAUUUUUAAUAGCGAUAAAUAAAUUCUUGAUUUACGAACACAAAUUGCAUAUUUUAUAUAGCGCGUUUUGAUGUUCGAAAUAUCAAAUUCGGAUAUUAAAUUCUCGAAAUAGCUCUAGCUACUUUACGCCGAUUUGUAAUUAUUAAGCUUUAACUAAAGGGGCUAUUGCGGCGUUGUAUAGCGAUGGAUAUAGUUAGAGUUUGCAAUUCAGCCAUUGUACCCUUUACCGAUUACAAUAAUAUUAUUACAAUGCCGUUAUUAAUCAAUGCAAAAUAUAGU